AUGGACGAGGUGGUGGAGUUGCAGGACAUGGAAAACGUGUGCAGGCUUUGCCUGUCCACCGAUGAUCCGAAGUCGUCGGUGUUCGGAGGGCAAGACUCUCCGGUUUCGUUGGCCAGUAAGAUACAAGCUUGCUUGUCAAUACAGAUUUUAACCACGGAUAAGUUAUCCACACAAAUAUGUGAGCAAUGUGUUAGAAAUGUGAAUGAGUGGCAUGAUUAUAAGGAAGCAUGUCUUCGUUCCCAAGACAAAUUACACGAAUGGUUUGAAAGCCAUUUACGAACAAGUCCAACGGUUGUAACUAUUAAGAAUGAACCAGUUGAUUUAGACUUUUGUGAAGAUAACAUUGAGGUACUUUCAGAAUCUACCAAUGAUUCAGACAUGGAAUCCACAAAUCUUGUAGAGAAUAUAAAUCAUUUAGCAAUCAGUAAUCAAGUUCAGGAAUUAACUGAUGAUGAAAUAAUAUCAGAGGGAGAUCAACCGGUAUUGACAAAAGAGAUGGACAUGUGUGUAAAAGCAGAACCACCAGAGGACUAUGACACAGACUGUACGAUAGAAAUAGAAUCUGUUACUGGUAGUGAACUUUUGUUGAAUCCCCUCUCAACUCAGGAGGAUAGGAUUAUGGAAGCUGAUUCUACGCAAAAGUCCAAUGCAUCUGGAUCAGCAAGCAAGAAAAAAGUCAGAAGGGGUCCGCACACACAUUUCCGGGGGGCACGCGUUUUCAAACAGAAAUGUGUGCACUGUCAAAUCAAUUUACAUUCUAAAUAUACCUACACAAAACAUAUGGAAAGAUUUCACAGUGACAAACAGAAUGGUGAUGUCAAUAAUUUGGAGUUGCAAGACGACGAGGAACACGUUGAAGAUUUGGAGGACGAAUUAAUGACCAUGGAAAAAGAUGCUCCGUUGACGCAAGUACAGCAAAAUAUUAUCAGUCAGUUGAAAACAUUCUCGUGUUACUCUUGUCAGCAAUCCUUCGUCGACCGUAGAAGUACGCUAUCGCAUAUUCGUCAGCAUAUGCCAGAUCUAAGACCAUACACAUGUAUCGCAUGUUUAACGGAAUUCCCGGAUCGCUCGAUGUAUAAACUACACUGUGGAGCGUCGUUUGAAUGUGCAAUGAAGAUUGCACUGGUGAUACCGAAACACGGCGAAGAGAAGUACUUCACGUGUAAUAUGUGCUUGCGUUCUAUGCAAAACAGACAGCAAUUGCUUAGCCAUCUGUUGAAACACUCGGAUAAACAGUACGAAGAAUUGGUAUCACCAUCGAGAUCUCCUCCUAAGCUAAAGGCAAUGACUCCUCUGCCACCUGCCAAGCAGGAAGUAACAAAGAAAUCGCUUGAACCAAUUAGGGUCAUACCUCGCCCGUACAAGAAUGGCGAUCCUGCGCAUAAUCAUGUGUGCGACUUGUGCGGUAUGAUCUAUAGGUACAAACCCAAUAUGUUAAAGCAUAGAGACUUGUGUCAACGUUUGCUACCCGAGGUACGAACAUCCUACAAAUGCGUUCUUUGCGGUAUGACGUAUCUCAUCUUCACAAAGUUCCAGAAUCAUGUUACACAGAGUCACAAGAAGAAGGUCUACACGUGUUCUGAAUGUUGGGGCAAGUUUAGAUCUCCCAACGAUUACUUGGAGCAUCAUGAGACGCAUCGUAAUAAGACGAAGUCCAACGACAAGAAUGAUUCCAAAUCCAUGCAGAGCAUCUCGACACCUAUCCGGGACUGGGACACGUUCGAGGCUGAAAUGAACACGGUCAGGCUGUCGGACAGUAAAGGAUACAGUUGCGCCCUUUGCAACCUAGAAUUCGCUACUAGAACCGAGCUAAUGGAGCACAGAAAUCUUCAUUUGAAGGUGAAGAUCUAUUCUUGCGUGAUUUGUCGUAGCAUGUUCAGCAGCGCUGGUGCAUUAGAGAUUCAUAUGAAAGACCAUGGCAUAGAGGACCCAAAUGAAAGAAACGCGAACAUCUCGUGUGUGGAGUAUGGUACUGUAGAGGAUGAUUCGCAAGACUCGAACUCGAUGAACGCGAGCGCUAGCUCAGAUCCUGGUUCGAAAAAGAACGAGUGCGAUUUAUGCGGUAAAAUGUUCUCUAACUCCGCAAACCUGAAGAGGCACAUAAGAAAUAUUCACACAUUCAAUAGAAACCACGUUUGUUGUCCCCAUUGUUCACAGCUAUUCAGGACCAAAGAGACACGCGAUCGACACAUCGCGCUCGAGCAUGUGAACUCCUCGAAGGCCAUGCUCGUUUGUCCUAAAUGUCCAAAGUCUUUCUUCUUUCAAGCAAAUUUGAACCUUCACUUCCGUACUGCUCACACUGAGAAAUUGCAGGCUGGCCACAAGUGCGACAUCUGCGGCAAGGAGUUCGCUGAGGAAGCAUCACUGAAGAUACACAGGAGCUGGCACAGUCGGUUGAACUCUCGAUUCAAUACGCAACACUUGAUGAACGAGGACCAGAAACCAAUGAUCUCGCCCAAAAAGGAAGUAUUUAACACAAAUACAGGCCGUCCGGCUAGAGCGCGAAAAUCCUUCCCGAAUCCACCUCCCACAAAGCCUACUGGCAAUUUCCAAUGCCAGGUCUGCAGUGACAAGUUCAACGACGUGACAGAGCUGAGGGAACACUUGUGGGACGUGCACUGUGCCCGCAACAAGGCUGAGAAGAAUUUCUCAGGUAACGAACUUCAAUGUGAGCUCUGCACGAACGUGUUCUCCGACAGGGAGACGUUAAACAUUCACCUACAGUGGCACAAGGCUCAUCCCAUCCUCAGCGAUAUCAGGAAAUCAAGAUUCCCCUGUGAGAUCUGCGGGAAGCUGUACAGCUCCAAGAAGGUACUAACGAGACACAAGAAACUCCACAAAGCUACUGCAGUUGCAGUCACGAAGUUCCAGUCGGUAGUCAAGAAUUCUGGGAGCAGCCAGGCCUUGUGCAGCAUCUGUCACAAAUUGUUCAGCAGCAACCAGGCGCUGCAACGUCACAAGUUGAAUCUGCACGGCAACAUAUUCACUCAGAGGCCACAAUCGGUAUACAACAGCACGAGAAGAAUGACCCAGGAGGAGCAGCAUAGGCCCAAGAGGGUGAAGCAAGAGUUACUGGAAGAGCAGAAACCAUACGCCAUGGACGCGAUGAACGCUGGCAAGAAGUCGGUGAUGUGUCACGUAUGCAGAAAAUUCUUCGCCAACAUGAGCGUGCUGUACAAGCAUAAGCAGCUGAUGCACAACAAAUCUAACCUGAUGAAGAACCACGCGAAGAUCUCAAUGAACGAGUGCGUGCCAAUUCCAAGCACCGAUGGCACGUACUCCUGCAACAUCUGCUACAAGAAGUUCCCUGGCGUGCCCAAUCUGCGUCAGCAUUUCACCGUCAAGCACAAAAACCUUCCGCCCAAGUUCACCAGCAUGAUCUUCAGCUGCACACUGUGCGACAGACACAUGUUCAACAGACCUGCGAUGUCGAAUCACAUGUUGACGGCACACAACACCGUCUACGACGCGCACAACAGUACCAACUUCCACAGGGAGAUGGAUUUGAACUCGUACACGGUGGAGGGUGCGGUUGGUGCUGUUUGCCCACGAUGCAAAGUCAAGUAUCCCAACAACAAAGCUAUGAAGAUUCACUACUUCAAAUUCCACGAAGGCUCAGACCUGUAA
Habropoda laboriosa is the source of this 3627-nucleotide messenger RNA. Its product is annotated as zinc finger protein 845-like. Gene Ontology annotation, cellular component: nucleus. The coding region runs from base 1 to 3627 and encodes 1208 amino acids. NCBI's taxonomy places the organism in Eukaryota, Metazoa, Arthropoda, Insecta, Hymenoptera, Apidae. The transcript is spliced from 4 exons. Gene Ontology annotation, biological process: regulation of transcription by RNA polymerase II. The record is from RefSeq and is a predicted model, not a curated record. Gene Ontology annotation, molecular function: DNA-binding transcription factor activity, RNA polymerase II-specific; RNA polymerase II transcription regulatory region sequence-specific DNA binding; zinc ion binding.